Messenger RNA from Thrips palmi, 3080 nucleotides. RefSeq names its product cell division control protein 42 homolog. The transcript has 3 exons. The record is from RefSeq and is a predicted model, not a curated record. Gene Ontology annotation, biological process: small GTPase-mediated signal transduction. Gene Ontology annotation, molecular function: GTP binding; GTPase activity. The coding region runs from base 142 to 840 and encodes 232 amino acids. NCBI's taxonomy places the organism in Eukaryota, Metazoa, Arthropoda, Insecta, Thysanoptera, Thripidae.
UUUACUUUGACUCCGAUUUGUAACAAUGAGUGGUGUGAUGGCGAGUGAGUGAGUAGUGGCAAACAAGCUAGAAGCUGGAGUUCACCUGGACUGCCCGAGACCACCUGUGACACAAGACUCGUCCAUGGGACGUUUUCAAGAAUGCCUCCCUCCGCCCUUGGCUGUACGAGACGAUUGUUAAAAGCCGACGAGUUGGGUGCAAAUAGUACCAAUGAAAGGAUUAAGUGUGUCUUGGUGGGCGACGGAGCCGUGGGAAAAACUUCACUGGUAGUUAGCUACAGCACCAACGGCUUCCCCAGCGAAUACAUCCCUACGGCUUACGACAAUUACAAUGUUCUGGUGCAAGUUGAUGGGCAACCUAUCAGUCUUCAGCUGUGUGACACAGCAGGACAAGAUGAGUUUGACCAGAUCCGUCCCCUUUGUUAUUCCGAUACAGAUGUUUUCAUUGUUUGCUUCAGUGUUGUUUGCCCUACCUCAUUUCAAAAUGUGAAUGAGAAGUGGAUACCAGAAAUAAAAAGAUAUUGUCCAGAUGCAGCAAUCCUCCUGGUGGGAACUCAAAGUGACAGGAGGAGAGAUGUGCGCCUUGCUCUUCAACUAGCUCGAUAUGGACAAACACCAGUAACAGUCAAUCAAGCUCGGGAUUUAGCACGUCGCUCAGGGGGAGCAACAUAUGUUGAAACUUCUGCUUUAACUCAGAGAGACUUGAAAGAAGCUUUUGACCAAGCUAUUGUUUGCGCUUUAGCCCGUAAAGGAAGAAUAAGUGUCAAGGGUUCAACCAAAAUCACCUCUUGCCCAGGCAAGAGGUAUUCGUUUUGGAAAAAAUGGUGUUGUUUCACAUGAAAUUCCUAAUUUCAUCAACAAGAAUUUUUGUAUCAUUUGGCCUCUAAAAUUGCCUUUCAUUAAGUUUGUUUCUAAGUAAUUUUAUUUGUGCUCCCAGCUGUUACAUGCUUUAUUCUCUCUUUGUGUUUGUCCAUUGUUUUGUUUUCCUUGACAAUAAUUUUGACCAUUGAUUCUUUUUUUUACUCAAAUGUGUCAAUUUCAUCUAUGACUGACUGGUAUUUCUUCCUUUAACCUUUUUUUCGGGCACCGUUGAUUAUGCCCUCUCUGUUUUCUGACGUGACCUUUUUUACUGAUUUUUCUUAUCUGCUUUUGUACUUUGUGGUUCUGAGGGUUGUUGGUAUAAGUUACCUACAUCAGCUAUCCACUUUGUUUAAAACUGAAGCUAAAUUGUUUUCUUUCGUUAAAAAAAAAGAUUUGCUUGUUUGUGUUGCAAUGCAAAAGUAAGAUGAUGUUUUGUUGCUGAUAAUGUUAACUAGAUGUGAUAACAGGUCAGGUGUUAGCUGCCUGACAGCUGCAAGUAUUCAGCAAACAUGUUGCUGAAGAAUUCAAGUGCUUCUUCUUUGGUUGUGAUAUUUGGGUUGAUAUUUUGGCCUUGUUGUAGCAUGUGUUUGUGCUUUAUUUCAGCAGUAGCCAUGUUAACUUUGUUUAUAGCUGACUAAGCUUGUUGGAAUUUGUUGUUGGUUUUGAUGUUCAUGCUAGGGCUUUGUAUCUAAUCAUUCAUUUGAAACUCUUACACAGUGGGACCACUUGGAAGGUACAUUGUGGCAAAUAUCUCUGUCCUACUCUUGUUCUUGUUGUGAUGUAGUCAUCAACUACUUUUGAUCUUCCACAAAUAUUUCAUAGAAUUAUAGACUUUAUUAAUUACUAUUGACAUUGACUUUAGUGAAGAGAUUGAUUGCAUUUAUCCAGUUUCGUAUUCAUACUCUUCUGCCACCGAGAAAGAGGGGUGGUAAUUCUUCUGCAGUACAGCAAGAUAUUGCUCCCUUUCAUGUUAAUUGGUAUUAUUAUUUCCCUUUAUGGAAAAAAUAUGAAGAGGUGUAGUCAUGAGAUGGGUUGUGACUGUGAAUUCAUAUUUGAUUGAUAAUUCGGUGUAGUGUAGAUUAGAAUUAUAAUAUUGCUUCCAAAGCAUUGUCUUUUCUCUAAACCAUUAGUGGGCCACUAAACUGAUUCACAGCUAUUUUCAAAUUUUAUGUUCAAGGGUCUUAAGGGUAAAGAUUCCUAGUACAAAGUACUACUAAAAAUUGUCAUUUUUUUUUACCAUUGGUUGCUGUGGUUGCUGUUGGAGGCCGGAGGCCUCGGAGGCCUCUUGUCAAUUUUUUGGUGUUUUAAAUAAUAUUGAUGGUACCUACUUAAGUGGCACUCUAUUAGCCUUCCUAUUGACUCUGUAUUUUUUAACUAGUAUUUGUAGUUAGUCAUAUUUCUCUGUCUUGAUUUAUACUCGUAGUCUCUAUUGAUAAUUUAAUUGUGAUAUUCAAAUCUUUUAUUUCUUUUUUUUACUGUGUAAUUGUUUGUUCUGUGUUGAUUGUUAUGACCUUAGCUAGAUGCAACACAUGACUUUUUUUUCUUCCUAUCAUGCUUUACUACUCAUCUGCUCAUAGCCUAGCAAUCCAGGUGAGUCAUAGGAUUUUUAUUGUCGUCUUUUCUUCCUAAAUUAGCUUAUUUGACCAAUAGAGGUGUUCAAUGAGAACUGGAUUUUUUUCUGGCUGCACAUUGAGUUUUCCUAUACUUCUUCAAUACAUCACAUGUAUGCCGUGUUAUAUUAUAUGCCAUAAUUUUAUCAUGUUUGUUGAUAGCAUUACCUCAGACUGAAGUGGAAAUGCCAGUUGGAAAAUUGGCUUUCUGUCAUUUCAGUGGUUGUGGCUGAGUUGAUUAAUAGUUGAAUGUUAAUACGGUAAUCAUUUCUUUGCUCAGUAUCUCCAUCUAAUUUUCAAAGGAAAGUUCUGUUGUCUUACUAUCAUGUUCAGAUGUUGUUUCCUAUCUAUAAUUUUUAAUGCAUGAACUAAUUGGAACCAACUUUCCUUUUGACUCCUUUCCUGUAAGAUAUUCAUUGACUGUUUCAUAAAUGUUGACUCAGCUCUUUUCUAUUUUUAUGACACCAAUCAAUUUUUUAAAGGAAGUGGGUAUACUUCAAAGAGCAGUUUCUGUCUGUGAUUCUACAUGUUUGUUACAAUUAUUUAAUGCACAUGUUAUUGUUGUGUAUGAUUAAUAUAUGUACAUAAUAAAUGGGCUUUUGUAUCAAA